GCCCAAUGGCUAACCUUUGACCCCCACGAAGCACCUUUAGCAAAUAGCCGUUCUUCAGCGACGCGAACAAAGACGGCCACCGGGACCGCUGUUGCUUUUCGUAGUUUCGGCUUUGGGCGUCCCCUCGGACGCGGCGCGGUCGAUGUCUUCGGGACGCCCCUUUUUCAAACGCGAGAGCGCGCCUGAGGGCGCUCAAUUAAUUUAGAUGGUGAAGAAGAUACAGCGACGAAGAUAAGGGUAACGGAACACCUGAAGGUGCCAUUAAUGUUUGAUGGCCGAGUGCGGGGAAGGCGCAAAGGCGGGGCGGUUUCUAGAAAGCGCAUCGCGGGAGCGCGGGCGGGUCGGGUAAGGGGUUCGACCUCGCGAGCGCACGUCCUGUCCCACGCUGGGGAGAAGAGGAGCUGGACCGGGGGCAGAGGGCGAUGUGAGUCAUGGUCCGGUGCUUGUGUGGUCUCCUGCUGGUCGUCGGCGUGGCCUUCUCCGAUUGCCCCUCGGGGUGCUGCUGCCCCCGCCCCGGCGGGGGUCUGGUGCUGUGCGAGGCCCUGGGCCUCAGGAGCGUGCCCCGCUCGGUGCCGCUCGCCACGGCCGUGCUCUCCAUGGCCCGGAACCGCCUGUGCAACGUGGACCACCUGCUGCAGCCCUUCUCCGGGCUCCAGGAGCUCAGCCUGAGCCACAACCUGCUGGCCCGCUUCCCCAAGGGCCUGCCCGCGAGCCUGGAGGCCCUGCAGCUGCAGGAGAACCGCCUCACCUACCUGACCGCGGGGGCGCUGAGGCGGCUGGGCAACCUGACCCGGCUGGACCUGGAGGACAACCGCAUCCGGGUCAUCCAGCCCGGCGCCUUCCUGGGGCUGGCCAAGCUGCGGGUGCUCAGCCUGCGGGGAAACCGGCUCCGGAGCCUCCCCCCGUCGCUGCCGCCCUCCCUGGCCCACCUGGACCUGUCGGCCAACUGCAUCGCCGCCCUGGACCCGCCCUCGCUGGCCGGCCUGGUCGACCUGCAGGUGCUGAAGGUCAGCGGCAACUGCCUGCGGUCGGUCCCCGAGCGGGCCUUCGACGGCAUGCGGCGGCUGCGGGCGGUGGAGCUGGAGGGCAACCUGUGGGCGUGCGAGUGCCCCCUGCUCUACCUGUACCGCUGGCUGCUGGACGGCAGGCUGCGGCUGGCCGCCCGCCUGGUGUGCGCCGCCCCCCGCCACCUGGCCCGCCGCCCGCUCCUCACCCUGCCCGUCACCGCCAUCUGCCCCAGCGCGCUCAGGCCCAACGCCACCGCCGCCCCCGACGCCGGCGGCGGGGCGUCGGCCACCAUCCCGAACGCCGAGGCGAGGGUUCUGCUUCCCGCCGUGCGAGCCUCACCCGCCAUGUCUGGAGACUCCGGUCCCUCACCCGCUGCUCCCGCUGGAGUAGAGCCGGACGGGGAAUCUGUGCCGGGGGAGGACGGCGCCCUUCACGCGCGACUCGCACAAACGCGCUACGCCCUGGAGGAGCUGAGCUACGAGGACUGCCUGUCUUUGAACUCUACCCUGGCCCCUGUGGCCCCACCCCCCACACAGGGACCCCAGGAGGGCCCCGGUUGCUCGGACGACCCCGGGAGCCCCCGCCCUCCCGAGAGCUACACCACCCCCGAGAUCUCCAGCCCCGUCCUGCCCACGAACAAGGCCGGCGUCCUGCCUGCGACGGCCCUCCCGGGGCCCACCGGCCCGUGGGGGCCCACCGGUGUGUGGGGCCCCACCCCGGUCACGGCCCUUCUGGCCCUCCUGUGUGUGCUGGUGGCUCUGCUGCUGAUUGCAGUGCUGGUGCUGCUGAAGAAACUCCUACACAGGAACCAGAGAGUGGCUCCUCUUCAGCUCUCAUAGACACGACCGCGCACUCUAUCCACAGGAAAGCAGAAUAAAACAACGAAGCCAUUGGUUUGCCUCAAAAAUGCGAGACAGGACUCAUUUUUGGAGAGAGAGAUUUUAUUUUAUUUUAUGCAUUUUCAAGGAUUUGUUAAGACGUCACAAAUACAUUGAUUAUAUCAUCAACAUCUAGCUCUGUGAAGGCAAUACAGUUUAAUCAAUGCGGCAAACCAAACUGUUUCCAUCCAGCUAGAAUGAAUGCUAUUUGUACCUCAACUGUAAAUCUGCAAAACUAGCUUAACACACUCUUUUUUUUUUUCUCCUAUACAUGAGUGUAUCACAUCCAGAUAGCCAGCCGCCCAAACUGAAAUGCCAAAAUAAAAAUUUACAAUGCAAAUAAACAAGAUUUACAAUUUUUGACAACUGGCUGCUUUUAUCUGCCACUUGAACAACUUGAGCAACAUGAACAACCCACGAACCCAUGACCGGGGUUGUUCAUACGAUGUCCAAAAUGCACCCCGCACGCGUAGGCUUAAUUAGGCAUCGCUCAGCACAACCGCCUGAAUAUUCAUAAAACAAACUCCCAAAGAGACAGAACUUGAGUUUUUACUGAGUAAAAACAAACAAACAAA
Anguilla rostrata (American eel) is the source of this 2461-nucleotide messenger RNA. Its product is annotated as platelet glycoprotein Ib alpha chain. Lineage: Eukaryota; Metazoa; Chordata; Actinopteri; Anguilliformes; Anguillidae. Gene Ontology annotation, biological process: neuron projection regeneration. Gene Ontology annotation, molecular function: protein binding. The record is from RefSeq and is a predicted model, not a curated record. The coding region runs from base 432 to 1847 and encodes 471 amino acids. The transcript is spliced from 2 exons.